CAAAUUCGAACGACCAACCAUAACCUCGGUUUCGUCGGAAGAAUUGCGUGCAGUAUUCGCAACACAGGCACAUUUCGUUGCAGUGCAUACCUACUACAUAUCUACUACACUACACACACGUUCCGGGCUAAGAGCCGCCAAGAACACAUAUAUAUGAAUAUAUAUAUAUUAGUGCACACAGUUGCUGCUACUGCUGCCGCUAGUCUUCGUGCGCAAACCAGCAUUCGUUCCGGCAUCGUCAUAAAGUCCAAGUGUUUUCCGACGACCGAGAGUGCUUUAUCGAUUUCAAAUACAAGAGCCGAGUGUUACUGUGGCGGCUCUGCAAGAAAGACGUUCGUAUUGCAGCGGCUCUCGAGUACUUUUUUACUUCCUUCCUAUUUUUUUGUAACCGAGCUCAACUGUGCGCGAGUGUUGUUUCUCCGCGUGCUGGACAUUGCUUGCAGCACACACACACACACACCUAAGAUUCGUAAUAAUUUGUUUUAAUUUGUGCAGCGACUUGUGUGCGAUCCCUCGUGCUCAUCAGCAAAGCCGCUCAUUCGAAGCUUUUUUACACUUUUACAUAUAAUAUAUGCACGUAUAGUGUCGCGGCGUAGCGCACGUACUCACACAGAGCUACCCGCCAGCAUCUUAUAGGUUAGGCGAGCGCGCGUUAGACAGUGCGUGCUGUAGUGGUGCGUGCACCCAACCAUCGUAUUAUAAACGAGAGUCGGCUUCGUUCGACACUUGAAAAAGGAAGCCUGCGGAAUUGAGUUUUGAUUAUUCCUUGUUUAUCUACGUCUCCUUUCAAAUCAUAAUGGGUGCAUACUUAUCAGAGCCCAUCAUCGACAAGGAAUCGACCGACGAAUCAUCCGGCAAUCUCGUCUGCGGGGCCAGCUCCAUGCAAGGCUGGCGUAUACACCAGGAAGAUGCUCACAAUUGUUGCCUCGACUUUGAUGAAGAUACAGCCUUGUUCGCUGUUUACGAUGGCCACGGAGGACAUGAAGUUGCAGUAUACUCCGCGAAAAAUUUACCACAGUAUAUAAAGCAAACAGAAGCAUACAAGAAAGGAGACAUGAAACAAGCCUUGAUUGAUGCCUUUCUUGGUUUUGAUGCCACGCUUGCAACUCCAGAAAUCGUCCAAACUUUGGUAGAAAUAUCCCGCAAAAAGCCCAAUGAAUCAAAAGAUCAAGUUGACUCAGAUGAAGAAAAUGUCAAUAGUCUUCGACAAGAGGCUGAUAUGCCUUUAGAAGCAGUUAUGGCCAAGUAUCAAAAGAAAGCUUUAACUGAGAACAAAUUUGAUGGCAUGAAAAAGAUGACACUUGAUCAACUGUAUGACGUCAUGAAGUGGGAUAAAAAGCAGCUAAAUGAGUUGAAAUCUGUCCUUGAACCCAAUUCAGAAGAUAAUGAUGGUGCUGGCUGCUCUUCUUCAUCAUCGGCUUGGAAUACUAAUGAAGAAGACGUUAGUAGUUCUAGCCAAAAAUGUGAAUCUUCAUCAUCGUCUGAUCCAUCAACAUCAACAUCUUCUGUACCACCAACUUCCACUUCACCUGCACCUCAAACUUCAACAUCAUCUACACCUUCAACAUCAACUCCAUCAGCUCCUUCAACAUCUAACUGUAAAAUAGAAGCAGCUGGCAGUAGUGAAGCUGAUCAAAUCUUAGAUUCUACAACAAGUAAUGGAGAUGUUUCUCGUGCACCACAAGUGGGUUCCUCUGCAGAUUCUCAGCCUUCAAAAUCAUCAGAUAUGCCAGAUAGCUCAGCUGAUGUAAAUGAUAAGGUCUCGCCAAGUCAAGUUUCAAAUUCUACAAAUUGGAAAAAUGAAAAUGAAAUGAAUGGGGAAACUCCAUCUAAUAGUGGUGAAAUUGCUGAUAGCAGCAAAAGUGGUCCUAGUGACAAUGAGUGUAGUAGCUCCUGUACUCCUUUAGAAAAUGGUGAAGCUGAACAGCAAGGAAAAAUAAGUAGUAGCGGUCGAAAAAAAAUUCAAUCUAAAGAUCUUUACAAUAACUUCUUAGCAGAAGCAGAAAAUUCUGAAGAUGAUGAUGAUAUUGACGAUGACGAAGAUAAGGCUAGGUAUAAGAAAGCCUUUAAAUAUCUUUUGGGUGGUGAAGACGGCAGUGACGUGGAUGAUGAUGAGGAGGAAGAUGAUGAAGAUGAUGAUGAAGACGACGAUGACGACGAUGAUGAUGAAGAUGAUGAGGAAGAUGAAGAUGAUGAAGAUGAUGAAGAUGAUGAAGAUGAAGAACAUCUUAUUGAAACCGAAGAUCCUGGUUUUGAUAGUGGAUGCACAGCAGUAGUAGCUGUUUUAAAAGGUGAUGAGCUGUACGUUGCUAAUGCUGGAGAUUCUAGAUGUGUGCUCUGCAGAGAAGGCCAAGCAGUAGAAUUGAGUUUUGAUCAUAAACCUGAAGAUGCACCUGAAAUGGAACGAAUAAAAAAAGCAGGUGGUAAUGUUACAGCUGAUGGUCGAGUUAAUGGUGGACUUAAUCUAUCAAGAGCUCUUGGAGAUCAUUCUUAUAAGAAAAAUGUUGGUUUGCCAGCACAAGAACAAAUGAUUUCAGCUCUACCAGAUAUUCAGACUAUAACAAUAGAUAGGAAAAAAGAUGAAUUUUUAGUAUUAGCUUGUGAUGGUAUUUGGAAUUUCAUGUCAAGUCAAAACGUCGUGAGUUUUAUCAAGUCCAGAUUAGAUCGGGGAUACAAGCAAAUGUCGAAAAUUUGUGAAGAGCUCUUUGAUCAUUGUUUGGCUCCAAGUACGUUAGGUGAUGGUACAGGAUGUGACAAUAUGACAGCAAUAAUUGUUCAAUUUAAAAAAGCUGAAAGUGAUGAAGGUGAAGCUAAAGCCGUUGAAGUCACAUCUGUUUCAAAGAAGAGGCCCGCUUCGCCGAACGCAUCAACGGAAAAUGGAGCUGAUUGCAGUACUGAUGACAAUGGCAGAGACGAUAAACGUUUUAAGUCAGAAAGUUGCUGAGAAUCGAUCAAAUCAGUUGUAACAUAAAGCGUUGAUUAUGAAUUUGUCUGUGUACAAGUUCAUAAAUUAUGGUACGUUAUAAAAUCGUGUAUAAAAGAAUAAAUCAUCGAAGAAUGAUUAUUUACUAGACUUGAAAAUAAUGAUAACAAAGAUUAGUUCUUUCUAUAAUUCAAUAAUUAUCAAUUUACCAUUGGUAACAGCACGCUUUAGAAAUGAUAAAAAACAAGUUGAAAUUUCCUUUACAAUUGGCCAAGAUGUGAUUAGUAAUUUCUUUUUUCGAGUAGAUUUUACUUCGUAUCUAUUCCCAAUUUUUAGAUAGUAUUUGUUAUUUUAAGAAUUUUAGAUUUUAAAGUAAACAUAAUAAAAUACCUUAAUAGUUUCUAACUAUGAUGAAUUUCAACUUACCAGAUAAAUCUUAUUGUCAUGAAUUUAAUUUCGUGUUAAUUUCGAUUAAUUUGGUUAAUCAAUAACUUUAUCCUUUUCUAGGCACUUCGAUCUUAUGUGACAAUGAUAAUUUUUACAGUGAGUCAGUACAAAUGAAUAUUUGAUGAUUUUAUUUGUUGCAUCACCAAAUAUUACAUUAUUCAAUUUUAUGUCCACUUGUUUUUUAU
Messenger RNA from Trichogramma pretiosum, 3555 nucleotides. RefSeq names its product probable protein phosphatase CG10417. Gene Ontology annotation, biological process: protein dephosphorylation. The transcript is spliced from 6 exons. Gene Ontology annotation, molecular function: cation binding; protein serine/threonine phosphatase activity. Bases 797 to 2944 code for a protein of 715 amino acids. NCBI's taxonomy places the organism in Eukaryota, Metazoa, Arthropoda, Insecta, Hymenoptera, Trichogrammatidae. The record is from RefSeq and is a predicted model, not a curated record.